GCUCUCUCAUACUACCACACUCUCAGAGCGCAGCAGAAAGCCACAAUGGGGUGGAAUCCGUCACACGAGUUGAUUGUCUUUCUCGUCAUCUGCGGAUGCGUGGUGUUUGUCUUCAUAGGAUACGCCCUGGCUCGACUGUACGGAGGCGACACCUUCGACGGGCCUGGACUGCCGGGGAUGACGCCGGAGCAGGCCUCAUACAUGCGAGACGUCCGACUAUGGAACCGUGAGGAUAUGUUUCAUGCUCUGCAGGGCAUGGAAAAGGGGCAUCGGGGGGUAAGGGAUGUCUAGAGUUCUCCAAGGACUGGAACGCGAACAGCUCUCAUCACGCCAGACACGAUAUCGCCGGACGAUUACGAACAUCACGAACACGAAUUCUACUGAGGCCCUCUCUUUGCGUUACUGGAGAGAGAUAAACUGACACGAUACAUUGAGUUACGAUGACGGAUUGGAAAUGAACAUGUGGAGGCAGGGUUGGUUCAUAACGUGCAUUCUUUCUUGGGUCGGCUUUUCGAUUGGAGUAUUGGAGUCUAUAGAAAUGUACGCACGCAGCCAGGGACUGGUUUUGGCUUCAAAUACAUCAUAUCUAC
This is a messenger RNA of Aspergillus uvarum CBS 121591, 590 nucleotides long. RefSeq lists its product as uncharacterized. The record is from RefSeq and is a predicted model, not a curated record. NCBI's taxonomy places the organism in Eukaryota, Fungi, Ascomycota, Eurotiomycetes, Eurotiales, Aspergillaceae. The coding region runs from base 46 to 291 and encodes 81 amino acids. The transcript is spliced from 2 exons.